Molecule: messenger RNA, 366 nt
Organism: Arachis duranensis
Lineage: Eukaryota; Viridiplantae; Streptophyta; Magnoliopsida; Fabales; Fabaceae
Exons: 1
Coding region: 1-366 (121 amino acids)
Source: RefSeq, a predicted model, not a curated record
AUGGGCUUACAGACAGCCUUCAAGACACCGAUUGGCAUGUCUCCAUACCAAUUGGUGUUUGGAAAGGCUUGUCAUCUACCAGUGGAGCUUGAACAUAGAGCAUUUUGGGCUCUAAAGAUGUUAAACCUUGACAAUCAUGCUGCUGGGGAAGGAAGACAACUACAACUCAAUGAGCUAGAAGAAUUAAGAACUCACGCCUAUGAAAAUAUUAAAAUCUACAAGGAGAAAGCAAAAAAAUGGCAUGAUCAAAAGCUAACAAGAAGAGAGUUUGUAGAAGGUCAUAAAGCACUGCUAUACAACUCAAGGCUCAAGUUCUUCCCAGGGGAAGCUAAAGUCAAGAUGGUCUGGACCCUUCACAAUCCUUAA